Molecule: messenger RNA, 1767 nt
Organism: Lachancea fermentati
Lineage: Eukaryota; Fungi; Ascomycota; Saccharomycetes; Saccharomycetales; Saccharomycetaceae
Source: the annotation of a GenBank genome assembly
AUGGCUUUGGAACCAAUUGACUACACCAGCCACUCGCGUGAGAUCGAGGAAGCGUACCUCUCAGUGGUGAGGGGUACUGACCCGGAUACGACGUGGGUGAUCCUCUCCCCCAAUGACAAGAAGGAGUACGCUCCCGAGUUCACAGGCAGCGAGUUCACAGAGUUUCUAGAGGGAUUCAGCGAUACUAAGGUGCAGUUUGGACUUGCGCGCGUGUGUCCACCGGGAUCUGACGUUGAGAAGCUGAUCCUAAUCGGGUGGUGUCCGGACUCUGCGCCACUUAAGACCAGGGCUUCGUUCGCAUCCAACUUCGGUGUGAUUGCCAACCAGGUGCUCAAGGGCUACCAUGUGCAGGUCACCGCGCGUGACGAGGACGACCUUGACGAGAAGGAACUCUUGAUGAAGAUUAGCAACGCUGCAGGCGCACGGUACUCUAUCCAGCAACAGCCCAGCAAGACUACGUCUGCAGCCAAGCCACGUCCUGCCUCGGUGCCCUCUCCUGCAGCCAAGCCUGCCCCAAAGUCUGUCCCAACACCCGCCGUGAAAGAAGAGCGGACACCAACGUCAUCUGCGGCCGCUCCCAAGCCCGCAGCGAUCGCUAGCCCUGCUAAGAAGCCGUCCGCUGUGUCGAGAGCACCCCAGGACGAUGAUGAUGAGUGGGACGAGCCUGAACUCGAGGAAAGGGACUUCGACUCCAAGCCAUUGCAGCCCAAUAAGUCCACUUACCAACCAAUUGGAAAAGUUGAUCUCCAGAAGGUGAUCGCCGAAGAGAACGCUCGGGACGAUCCACGCCUGGUCAAUCAAGUCAAAGCGGAAUCAUUCGCAAAGAUUAAUCCUCAGGAUGAUAUCGAGAACCUCAGAAAAGAGUCUCGGGCCAAGAGAGACGCAGAACUUGACAAGUUCAUGGGAACUAAGCCUCCAGUUGCUGCUUUACCAAAAAAGAAUGAUGACAUGGUUAUCAAGGGCUUCCAAAACGAGAAAACACCAGCACAGCUAUGGGCUGAGAGGAAGCAGAAGACAGCGAUUGAUACUCCAAAGGUUGAAGCAGAAAAUAAGAAAGAUGCAACAUUCGAGGACGACGAAGAGGAGGACCACGAAGUCACAAACAUCAAGGCCAAGUUUGAAAAGCUUGCAUCCGAUGAGCCUUCCAUAAUUCAACCCAAAAAAGUGAACGCACCAGCUAAGGUCACAGAAGAGACAUCUGCCCCAGUCAAGAAAAUGCCCAUUGGGCAACCACUGCCAGGGAUGCACAUGGAAGUGGAAGAUGAAGAGAGGCCUGCUUCCGACGAUGACUGGGAUGAUGAUGAGGAUGAAAUACCUUCCACGGACUUGAAACCACCUGCUUUGGCCGAGGGACCACAAAAGUCAGCCGCAAGUCCUUCGCAAUUUGAUAAAAUAUCUCAAGGACAAACAGAAGAGGAAGAGGAAGAACAGCCACCUCUUCCUUCUAGAAGAGAGACAGCCCCAGCUGAGGAAGUGGAAGAUGAGGAAGAGGAACCUGCUCCUGCUUUGCCCUCUAGGAGUAAAGAAUCUUCACUUCCACCACCUCCUCCUCCACGUAGAGCGACUCCUCCAGCAGAAGAGCCCACUUUACCAAGCGCUAUUGCAGAAUAUGAUUAUGAAGCUGGUGAAGACAACGAAUUGACCUUCGCUGAAGGAGACAAGAUUGUCAACAUCGAUUUCGUGGAUGAGGAUUGGUGGCUAGGUGAACUUGAAAAGAAUGGAGAAAAGGGUUUAUUUCCAAGCAAUUACGUCGAAUUGGUUCAAUAG